Microdochium trichocladiopsis is the source of this 3603-nucleotide messenger RNA. RefSeq lists its product as uncharacterized. Bases 1 to 3603 code for a protein of 1200 amino acids. Gene Ontology annotation, biological process: protein sumoylation. Gene Ontology annotation, molecular function: zinc ion binding; SUMO ligase activity. The transcript is spliced from 5 exons. Lineage: Eukaryota; Fungi; Ascomycota; Sordariomycetes; Xylariales; Microdochiaceae. The record is from RefSeq and is a predicted model, not a curated record.
AUGACCUUGUCAUCAGAGUUCGCCAGCUCAGUGCCUGCACGGAAAACUGCCCGGGUUGAUGACCGCGAGCACGCUAUUGCUGCUUGUCUGCCUCGUGAUGUUGGGACGAAAGGAAUAAGCCGCGGUACCCUAGGCACAUUCUCAUUUACGACAAGCUGUUGCCUCAGUGCACGCACACGGCAUCCGCAAGACUUGUUGCGCAACAAUCCCGAAGGCUAUACAACGGCUUGCCUGUUCGGUGGAACAGGUUGCGCAGACCAACUCGACCGCCAAUGCAUGGCUCCCUGGCCGUCGUCAGCCAACAUGGCUGACCUCCGCGAAGCCUGUCGCACCCACGCCGCGACUUCCACAAUUGCCUCGUUCGCCGGUUCUGCAACUUGCUCCACCAACCCAAGUAAGCCUUGCAUUCGCGCUUGGAAGUUCAGACAAACGAACGGCUUUGGCUCUCGCCAACCGCAGUCCACUACGACGUUGUAUCUUACCUUGCUGACCACGAUUCUCCGGCACAGACCAUCUGUGUUGACAGUAGCUCUUGUUCUUCCUUCCCCCGCUCCGAGCAAUGAAGCCAGUCCAGAAGCGACGAGCACCCAGCCGAGUGCGCCAGCCGCCGAUAUGCGUAGCCCCGGCUAUGAGACGACAUUGGCAUCACGAAAUCGGGCGCUGCCGACUCCUGCCGUUCCUCCUCAGCGCGAAAUCACAAAUCCGCCACGCAGCCACAGCAGGAGCCGUCCCAUCCUGCCAAUGCCAAGCGCAUUCAUAUCACCAAAUGGAUCGGCGCCUCCGAUAACGUCUACGACAAGCUUCGACUCGCCUGUUACUCAGCUUCAAUAUGCCAGUAUACCCACAUCAUUGCCCGCAUCACCGAUUCAGCAGACACAUCAACGCGAGCACGCAAGCGUAGAAGGUGUUGGUCCUCCCAAGAGGCGGCGUGUAUUGCCGAGAGAUCUUGAGUUUAUACAGUCCUGGAACGCGCUUGAGGUCCUGGCAGAUUUUGCGCGUCGAUGCGGUGGCGAGCAACAGCUAGAUCCAGCUCUUGAGCAACCAAGACUCCAACUACUCAAGGACGCCUGCGCGACGGGCGAUCUUUUCUAUGUCGUGCUACAUCAGGUCUUUUGCACUUGGACCGCAAAGCCACUCGAAAUUCGAGGGCUGUUUCAAAAUGAUGAUCGCUUGUUCUCCUUGGCAGAACAUGGACUGCAAACACUUAGUGCAAUCCUCAAAGACAACUCAAAUAUGCGACCAGACCUGCUACAGUGUUUUGCCAACUUUCCGGCACCUUUUCCGAACAUGCAGCGCUUUCCACCGUACUCUGACUCACUCAAUGCCGUGGUAAAGUUUCUUUUCUCCAUGGCCACUUCAUGGACCGAGUUAAUGAAGAAGCAUGCGGCAUACGGUUUCCCACUGCUGAUGGAUGAGUUGCUUAGAGUGCUGCAUAUGCAUUCUGACGUUUUGCAACUCAUCGUCUUCCGUGCGUCCAGGAGGACAGCAGGUGUUCCGGACGGGCCUGCCGGGACGCAGAUGGAGUCUCUAUUCAAGGAGGAUCAGGACUUUCAUCGGUCCGCGGAUGGUUCUUUUUUGCCAAAGGCACAGGAUCCUGCCUAUACGAAUUACAACGACAAUCUUAUCCAGCGAUACCAGGAGUUGGCCCAUACCGCCCGAACACUUUAUCGAGCCAUGCCUCCAUAUAAUCAACAUCAGCAACAAAGAUAUGUUCAACAGUCGACCUCGCCAACAGCUGUGUCAAACAAUGCUCAGGGCUUUGUCGGAAAUGUCCCCUCUCCAGCGGCACCAAAUCAACAGUGGACGGCCCUGCCAAGCCAAACGAUGUCCGUGAUCGUUGAACCUCUUCACAACAAUCCUCCCAGCGUUUCCCAAGGAGUCGCCGCUCGGCCCCAGGAGUCAGCAGCCUCGAUGAAUGUUGCAAGUCAUCAAUUUUCUACGACCUCGCAAGCACCAUCUCCUGGGACGGUAGCGCCAACACAGCACGCGUUGCGUACUGAGGCGCCAGGUUUAGCCUGGCACGGUCAACCCCAGAGACUUCAAUCUUCCGCAGAACAGACACAUGCGCGGCCGAAUGCGCAUGUCUCGGGAUCAUCGGCAAGUCAGCAGGCUAGUUUCGGUGCUUCUUCCGGUGCGCACUGGUCCAGUGGCUCACCUGUUUCAGCUCAGUCCCCCGUACUCCCGGUCACUGGGGCGGGUAGGCAAUAUCCAUCUGGAUCUCCCGUCGUGCAGGCUUCGACGGCCAUGGGCACCAUACACAGAGGGCAGGCUGUUCAACCUCUACAACCCUUUGUGACACAGCCAACACCGACUAAACCAAUCUCGACUGGCCUCUUGUUCCCAGGCCGCAAUGACCGAAUUCCCAUCAAUGAAUAUCCGAGUGAUCCGCAGGAUAAUAAUUGCAUCAUGCAUACCCUUCAUCAUGCCCACAUUCGUAGUCCAAAGCGCCUUCCUAUACGACCAGAAGCACUGAACGAGCGAUAUUACCAGUCAGUCAGGAGACUCGUGUUAGGUCCUACCUCAAUUGCCCCUAGCGCCGUGGUCCACAAAUUCAGCUUCCACUUGGGUCCUAAAGAUCGUGAUCGUUUGACACAUGUCGAAACCGAUCCCGAUGGUCUACUACCUAUUCAGAGAUACACCAACGGAACCGCACGCGUCCGGAUCCGCUGCUGCUAUCUGCUCGACCAGCAGCAUCACAAGAUCACUGACAGCGACUGGGUCACGAAAGACGUUGUCUGGCCUGAACACAUUUUUCUAGAAGUCAAUCACUCCGGCUUGACCUUACGGCGAAAGGCGCACCAUUCCAAAGACUUGCCAGUUGAGGUUCCAGCAAACGCGCUCUUGGAGGAGAAUCAUCUUCGUGUCUGGAUUCCGGAAACUGCUGCGCGCCCACGGGAGGCGCCGAAGAACAGUCACCCAUAUCUCGCGGUAGAGCUCGUCGAAACGCUAAGUCACUCAUCUAUUUUGAGCUUGGUCAAGACUCACGGCAUUCAGCAAUCCCCGAAGACUCUUGAAGUCAUCAGGCGACGUUUAUCGAGCACUACAGCCAGUAAUGAUGAUGACAUUGCGAUGGUUAGUCACGAACUGGCCAUUGACUUGGCAGACCCAUUCACCUCCGCGAUCUUCAAGACUCCGGUGCGAGGCAUGGAUUGCACGCAUCUUGAGUGCUUCGAUCUGGAGACGUGGUUGAAUUCCCGGUUGGGCAAAAAGAAGACCUGCACGUGCGGCAAAGGGGGGUCAUCGUGUCAGAGUUGCCCAAAUGAACCUUCCUUCGUGGACAAAUGGAAGUGCCCACUGUGCUCAGGUGAUGCUCGGCCAUACAGCUUGCGCAUCGACGAAUGGCUGGCUGGGGUUCGCGACAAACUCAAGGAAGACGGUGCAUUACGCGCCAAGGCCAUCCUUGUGUCCGCGGAUGGAAGCUGGAAGAUCAAGGAAUUACCACGUGAGGCAGACGAAGAGGAUGACGGAAGCUACAACGACGAGCCUGCACCCUCCGGGGGAGCUAUCAAGCGGGGCGGCAACCUUGCUGCCGCAGUGGCAGCGAACGGGGCGGCAUCCCGCUCAGCUUCCACGCCUGUCAUCAUCGAGAUCGACGAUGAUUGA